GCUCGUGCCCACCCUACUCAAGCGAUGCCACUAGCCUACCCGCGCUUCCCGAUCGUCUCCAACACCGGUGCCACAGCGCGCGACGCGCUCGCGAACGAGCGCACGUUCCUGGCCUGGCUGCGCACCGCGGUCACUGCGAUAAGCACCGGAGGUAAGCCUGCCUGCCCCCUCUCGGCGCCGCCAACACAAGCUAACCGUGCCCAGCCGUUCUCUCCGGGCUCGACACGUCGAGCCUCUCCACGAUUGCGUCUGCGUUGUUCAUCGCGCAAGGCGGGCUGAUCCUUCUCUACGCGGCGCCACGCUACUACCACACGCUGCAUCUGCUGCGCUCGUCGCGCUUCGCGCCGGACGUAUUCGGGCCCGCAUUUCUGUCACUGAUCACGCUCGCGACGGGCGGGGCUGCGCUGGCAUUUGUGCUGCGGUGAUGUUCGGUGCCGUGGCGAUGCAUGGGACUAUGCUGCGGGACUUGCAUGCGCGGGAGCGCACGUUGUUGGCGUAUGUCAGGACGGCGGGGUACCUCUUUUUGGCUGGGAUGGCCGUCAGUAAGCUGUUUGAGGGGCGUGUGGUGCAGACCGCGGCCGUGGUGUGUGUGCUGGCCGGGAUGGUGCUCACCGUCGUGGGGACCGUGAGCUUUGUGCGGUUUUGCGUUUGUAUUAGGUACGGCGUUUAUGUUGAAAUGAGCAUCCUGGGGGCGUGGUCGGUCACAGCGGUGGCCGUGGUCGUGGCGGGGGUUACAGCAGCGUUGCUUGUCGAGGGCAGGUGAGGGCGGAGGGGACAAGGCGGUAUUUCUACUGUUUAGACAGGUUUCGAGGAGGUGAGGACCGUUCGCCAAAGUGGACACGAUGGAGAAGAGGCAGAUUAGUAGCUGCUAUAUCAAGGAGCGCUUGAGCUUCUAGUUCGUCGUUGGUUUUGAAGGAUGCAGGCUUUGGGUUGAGUUGAGGCAUUUUUGGUGCAAGGAUGCGGCGUGAAGGGAUGUGACGUGGCGUGACUUGGUGUGCUAUGAAUUUUGGUUGCGGUUAUUGCUUUCCGCUCGCAGAAUUUGAAGCAGACUGCAAGUCGCGGCGUUAAAACCCACUUGCACCAGCGACUCUAUUCGCGCAAGUGAAGACGUCACGCCCAACAUUCCAUCUAAACGGGCGUGGCGGCCUCCACCCAGCGUGAUAUCAAAUCUUAUUCUCGAUUCACUACAGCGAGAGAGGACUCGCUGUUUCUUUUGCUGUACCACACUGUACUCUAUACACGUGUCCACCUGUUCCCCACUCUUGAUCUCAUCAUCGUUCACUAUGAUUCCCCAACCCUCUUCCCCCCCUCCCACUCCCCCCCACCCCCUUGCAUCAUUCCCGAUGCGCCUCCUCCGGCCCCCCGCCUUCUGCCUCACCCACCUUCCCCCUCGCCGCAUCCUCACGCCUACCAAGAUGUCCACCUCCCCCCGCAAACCCUUCGCGCCACCCGCGCGCCCUCUCCACUACGUCGUUGCCUCAAAGGCGUCUCAAAUCGACGCCAAGCUAAUGUCGCCGCCGUACUCCUUCACGCUCGACCAACUCAUGGAGCUCGCAGGCCAAUCCGUCUCGCACGCCAUCUUCCACACGCACCCGCCGCCCGCCCGCGUGACCCUCGUCUGCGGGCCGGGCAACAACGGCGGGGACGGCCUCGUCGCCGCGCGCCACCUGCACCACUUCGGCUACGCGGUCACGGUGCACUACCCCAAGCGAGCGGCGCGGCCGCCCUUCGAGGCGCUGGUGCAGCAGCUGGGCGUGUUGGAUGUGCCCGUGGACUCGGGGCUCCCGCUCGCCGCAGCGGACGUCGUCGUCGACGCCGUGUUCGGCUUCGGCUUCCGCGUCGCCGGAGGCGUGCGCGAGCCGUUUGGCCGGUUUCUGGCCGCGAUGAACGAGGCGGAGGGCGUGCUGCUCGCCGUCGACGUGCCCAGCGGGUGGGAGGUGGAUGGCGGCGGCAAGGCAGAAGGUGCAGUGCGCACACCGGAUGUGCUGGUGUCGCUCACAGCGCCGAAGCUGUGCGCCAGGGGGCUGCACGGCGUGCAGCACUGGGUUGGCGGCAGGUUUGUGCCGAGACGGCUGUGUGAGGAAUUGGCGUUUGAGGUGCCGGAGUAUCCGGGGAUUGAGGGCGUUGUGAGGGUGCAGUGA
Messenger RNA from Chondrus crispus (carragheen), 2141 nucleotides. RefSeq lists its product as hypothetical. The transcript has 2 exons. Gene Ontology annotation, molecular function: NAD(P)HX epimerase activity. The record is from RefSeq and is a predicted model, not a curated record. Gene Ontology annotation, cellular component: mitochondrion. Lineage: Eukaryota; Rhodophyta; Florideophyceae; Gigartinales; Gigartinaceae. The coding region runs from base 1284 to 2141 and encodes 285 amino acids.